Molecule: messenger RNA, 969 nt
Organism: Ochotona curzoniae (black-lipped pika)
Lineage: Eukaryota; Metazoa; Chordata; Mammalia; Lagomorpha; Ochotonidae
Product: olfactory receptor 10J3-like
Biological process (GO): G protein-coupled receptor signaling pathway
Cellular component (GO): membrane
Molecular function (GO): olfactory receptor activity; G protein-coupled receptor activity
Source: RefSeq, a predicted model, not a curated record
AUGCCCAAACUAAACACCAGCCUGGUAACCGACUUCCUCUUCGAAGGAUUUUCCAGCUUUGGGUGGCAACACAGGCUUAUCUUCUUUGUUGUCUUUCUGAGUCUGUACCUGCUGACUCUCUCUGGCAAUGUGAUCAUUGUGACCAUUAUUCGCCUGGACCGUCACCUCCAUACCCCCAUGUACUUCUUCCUGUGUGUAUUGUCCAUCUCCGACACCUGUUAUACAGUGACCAUUGUUCCACGGAUGCUUUCUGACCUUCUCAGUCCACAUCAUACAAUUACCUUUCAAGAAUGUGUCACUCAGCUGUUCUUCUAUCUCACCUUUGGCAUCAACAACUGCUUCCUGCUCAUGGUCAUGGGGUAUGACCGCUAUGUAGCCAUCUGCAAUCCCUUACGUUAUUCAGUCAUCGUGGAUAAGAGGACCUGUGUCCAGUUGGCAUGUGGUUCACUGGGAAUUGGCCUGGGCAUGGCCAUUGUCCAGGUAACAUCUGUAUUUUCUCUGCCCUUCUGUGAUGCCUUUGUCAUCCCCCACUUCUUCUGUGAUGUAAGACCCUUGCUGAAGCUGGCUUGCACAGAUACUGCUGUGAAUGAGGUCAUCAACUUCGUGGUCAGUGUCUGUGUGCUUAUACUGCCAAUGGUUGUGGUCUUCAUUUCCUAUGUCAUCAUCAUCUCCACCAUUCUCAAAAUUGCUUCAGCUGAGGGUCGGAAGAAGGCCUUUGCCACCUGUGCCUCUCACCUCACCGUGGUCAUCAUUCAUUAUGGUUGCACCUCUAUCAUUUACAUGAAACCUAAGUCCCAGAGUCUCCUGGGACAGGACAGACUCAUCUCUGUGACCUACACUCAUCACUCCCUUGCUGAACCCUCUUGUGUACAGCUUGAGGAACAAAGAGGUCAAAGAUGCUCUCUGCAGAGCCGUGGGGCAAAAACUUCCCUUCACAGCAUAGAUUGUAAAGGCCUUUGGUGUUUUUAA